Molecule: messenger RNA, 435 nt
Organism: Lodderomyces theae
Lineage: Eukaryota; Fungi; Ascomycota; Pichiomycetes; Serinales; Debaryomycetaceae
Exons: 1
Coding region: 1-435 (144 amino acids)
Source: RefSeq, a predicted model, not a curated record
AUGUGUGCCUCUGAAUCAGAACGAGAUCAAAACAAUCAACAGCGGCGCAGUCUCUCUCCUCUGCGGGAGUCUUCAACGCCAAAAGACUCUUCUCCAGCUACCCACAACUCUUCCCAUUAUCAUGAAGAGGACAGUCUUCAUGAUCAUCAUGAUCACAAUCAAGACCUCAAAGAUUACACUUCAGCGAAGGACUCAAACUCUAUCCGGAGCGAGCGAGCACUUGGUAACAGCAGUGCGCACCAGCACGCCGACAUCAUGGCAACGUCAAGUCCACGUGGUCGAGAACAAAGUGAAGAAGUGGAAGAGCGAGGAAGAAGCAGACUGCGUGAGGAUAACUUGGACAUUACUGACGACAGCUUUGACGAUAUAAGUCUAAUGGGUUUCAAAACUGGGUCCAAGCAUGAUAGUCCAGUAAAGAUGAAGAAAGUUAGAUGA